AUGACACCGAACGCACCCAUCGAGGUCCAAGCAGGAUCCUACGUUGGAUUCGACACCAUCACUCGUCAGAUCGAGCACAAGCUGUUGAAACGUGGAUUUCAAUUCAACGUCAUGGUCGUCGGUCAGACCGGUCUCGGUAAAUCAACCCUCAUCAAUACACUCUUUGCCUCCCAUCUCGUCGAAUCGAAAGGACGUAUUGAGCCAGAGGCUGUCUCCCCAUCGACCACUGAGAUACACGCUCAAUCACACAUCAUCUCUGAAAACGGUGUCAAGCUCAAGCUCAACAUCAUUGAUACUCCUGGAUACGGAGACUUGAUCAAUAACGAAGGCUGCUGGGAUCCCAUCAUCAAACACAUCAAAGACCAACACUCUGCGUACCUGCGUAAAGAGCUUACAGCCAUGCGUGAUCGCUACAUUCCCGAUACUCGAGUUCACUGCUGCUUGUUCUUUAUCAAUCCUACAGGUCAUACCCUCAAGCCUAUUGACAUUGUGGUGCUGAAAAAACUCACCGAUGUGGUCAAUGUCGUACCCGUCAUUGCAAAGGCCGACUCGAUGACUCUGGAGGAGAGGGCACUGUUCAAAGAGCGGAUCAUGGCCGAGCUACAGCACCAUCAAGUCCGUCUCUACCCUUUUGACGCUGAGGAGAAUGAUGAUGAGGAGCUGCAGCUCAACCAGAGAAUUCGGUCCAUGCUUCCAUUCGCGGUCGUGGGCUCGGAGCGCAACGUCGUGAUCGAUGGCAAGUCGGUCCGAGGACGGAAGAACAGAUGGGGAGUGAUCAAUGUGGAAGAUGAGAGGCAUUGCGAGUUUGUCUACCUACGCAACUUUCUCACCAGGACACAUCUGCAAGAUUUGAUCGAAACGACGGCGCAGAUUCACUAUGAGACAUUCAGGUCGAAGCAACUGUUGGCCUUGAAGGAGUCGUCUGCCAAACAGCAGCAGCAAUCUGCUCCGGCUUAG
Molecule: messenger RNA, 957 nt
Organism: Kockovaella imperatae
Lineage: Eukaryota; Fungi; Basidiomycota; Tremellomycetes; Tremellales; Cuniculitremaceae
Product: septin ring protein
Exons: 8
Coding region: 1-957 (318 amino acids)
Biological process (GO): cytoskeleton-dependent cytokinesis
Cellular component (GO): cell division site; septin complex; microtubule cytoskeleton
Molecular function (GO): molecular adaptor activity; GTP binding; GTPase activity
Source: RefSeq, a predicted model, not a curated record